This is a messenger RNA of Candoia aspera, 3068 nucleotides long. It is a transcript of the gene SLC12A9, whose product is annotated as solute carrier family 12 member 9. Gene Ontology annotation, molecular function: potassium:chloride symporter activity. Gene Ontology annotation, biological process: chloride transmembrane transport; chloride ion homeostasis; potassium ion homeostasis. Bases 124 to 2904 code for a protein of 926 amino acids. Lineage: Eukaryota; Metazoa; Chordata; Lepidosauria; Squamata; Candoiidae. The transcript is spliced from 14 exons. Gene Ontology annotation, cellular component: membrane. The record is from RefSeq and is a predicted model, not a curated record.
GCUCAUGGGCGAGGAUGCAACCCGGCGGCAAGGGCCCGGCCGAGCCGGUCAUAUGCAGAGCCCGUGACCGCCGCCCGGGAGCCGCGGCGCCGCGGAGAGCCAGAUAAGCCGCCCCCCCGGGCCAUGUCCACCGAGAGCUCCCCGCUGCUCAGCUACCGCCUCUUUCGGGUGCCGCGGGACGGGGAGAUGGCGGGGGCCAGCCAGGAAGAGGCGCCCCUGGUGGUGGGCUCGGCCUCUGGGAGCGGCCCCCCCGACCCGGCCCGGCAGCUCUCCACCUUCUUCGGGGUGGUCGUGCCCACCGUCCUGUCCAUGUUCAGCAUCGUGGUCUUCAUGCGCGUCGGGUUCGUGGUGGGCCACGCCGGCUUCCUGCAGUCCCUCCUGAUGCUGGUGGUCGCCUACCUCAUCAUCUCCCUGACGGUUCUCUCGGUGUGCGCCAUUUCCACCAACGGAGCCGUCCAGGCCGGUGGGGCCUACUUCAUGAUCAGCCGGACCCUGGGCCCCGAAUUCGGGGGAAGCAUUGGCCUCAUGUUCUACUUGGCCAACGUCUGCGCCUGCGGCGUCUACGUCCUUGGGCUGGUAGAAGCCAUCCUGGAUGUCUUUGGAGCAGAUGGAUCAGAGCCGCCAGGCCCCAAGGCCCUCCCGCAGGGCUACCUGUACAGCUUCCUCUACAGCUCCGUGGUGCUCCUGCUCUGCCUUCUGGUUUGCCUGGUGGGGGCCCAGAUUUACUCCAGGGCUGCCUUCUUCAUCUUCCUCCUGGUCAACCUGGUCCUCAUCACCAUCUUCGUCAGCUUCUUCACCGUCUCCCCACGGGAGAUUCUGGUCUCUCGCGGCGCCAACCAGAGCUUCAACGCCUCCUUCACGGGCUUCAACGUCUCCACCCUCAGGGACAACAUGUAUGCCCUGUACUCGCGGGACUACACCACUAACAACAUGAUGUCUUUUGCCACCGUCUUUGCCGUCAUGUUCAACGGCUGCACUGGCAUCAUGGCCGGCUCCAACAUGUCAGGGGAGCUGAAGAACGCCAGCGCCUCGAUCCCCAAGGGGACGAUUGUCGCUGUCCUGUACACGUUCGUCAUCUACUUCUUCCUCUUCUUCAUGACCAGCUUCACCUGCGAGAGGGCCCUGCUGAAGGGUGAUUAUGGCUUCUUCCGGGCCAUCAACGUCUGGCCGCCCUUCGUGCUGAUGGGCAUCUACUCUGCCUCGCUCUCAGCUUCCAUGAGCAACCUCAUUGGCGCUUCCCGCAUCCUUCAUGCCCUGGCCAAGGACGACCUCUUUGGGGCUGUCCUGGCUCCAGCCAAGAUCGUCUCCAAAGGAGGCAAUCCCUGGGUGGCCGUCCUCUAUACCUGGGGCCUCGUGCAGCUGGUGCUCCUGGUUGGGAAGCUCAACACCAUUGCUGGCAUCGUCACCGUCUUCUACCUGGUCGCCUAUGCCGCUGUGGACCUGGCCUGCCUGGCACUCGAGUGGGCCUCAGCUCCCAACUUCCGCCCCACCUUCCAACUCUUCUCCUGGCACACCUGUCUCCUUGGCAUCGUCUCCUGCCUGGUGAUGAUGUUCUUGAUCAGCCCGGCAGGGGCCUCCGGAAGCUUGGGGCUCAUGCUGCUGCUCCUGGGCUUCAUCCACCUGCGCUCAGCCGCUUCGUCCUGGGGCUACAUCAGCCAGGCACUCAUCUUCCACCAGGUCCGGAAGUACUUGCUGCUGCUCGACAUCCGGAAGGAUCACGUCAAGUUCUGGCGGCCGCAGAUCUUGCUCAUGGUGGCCAACCCGCGGGGUGGAUCCCAGCUGAUGAGAUUCAUCAACCACCUGAAGAAAGGAGGCCUCUUCGUCCUGGGGCACGUGGAGAUCGGGGACCUGGAUACGAUGCCGUCGGAUCCCAUCCAGGCUCACUACAACUUCUGGCUCAGCCUUGUGGAUAAGCUCAACAUCAAGGCUUUUGUGGAUCUGACGUUGUCUCCGUCGGUCCGGCAGGGAACCCAGCACUUGCUCCGGAUCACUGGCUUAGGGGGGAUGAAGCCCAAUACGCUCGUCCUGGGCUUCUAUGAUGACUGCGUCCCUGAAGAUUACUUCCUGCAGGACCCAGCCUUCAGCCAAGCCCGGGAGAAUGACGAGUUUGGGGUGGACUUGGCAGCGCUCCAAGCCCACUUCCCACCUGUGCGGGUCGCAGCAAACCAGCGGGCUUUGAAACCGUCCGAGUACGUGGCCAUUAUCUCGGACGCAGUGAAGAUGCAUAAGAAUGUGUGCCUGGCCCGCUACUUCCACCUUCUGGAGAAGGACCUGCUAUCGUCUUCUGCUUCCAAGAAGCGCCUCGAAGGCAGCUACAUCGAUGUCUGGCCCCUCAACCUCUUGCGCCCAAACACGCCAACCUAUGUGGACAUCUGCAGCCUCUUCCUCCUCCAGAUGGCCUGCAUCCUCACCAUGGUCAACUCCUGGAAAGCUGCCCGGCUGCGCAUUUUCCUCUGCGUGGAGUCAGGUGACGUGGGCUGGGUCAGCAAGGAGGAGAAAUUGCGGGAGCUGCUGACCAAGUUGCGGAUUAAGGCCACCAUCAAGAUUGUGACCUGGGACCAAGUGGUCACCUUGCAUGGCCACCACCAGCAUGUGGGGAGUGGGAGGUCAAGCGCUUCAGAGGGUCAAGGCCUGCCUUGUCCUCCCAAUACAGAGAAGCUGUUGGGGGAAACUUUCCUGAAUGCAGCCACUUUCCAUGUGACGGCCGAGUAUUUGACAGCGGUCAAUGAUCUGCUGCUGAAGCAAGGUGGCCAGACAGCCGUGCGGUUCCUCUACCUGCCACGGCCUCCUGCGGACACCUCUCAGUAUGAGCGCUACUUGGAACAGCUGGAGAUUCUAACCACUGGCCUGGGGCCAACCCUACUGAUCCACGGGCUGACCCCUGUCACCUGUACUGAACUGUAAGUGGCCAGCGGUGGGCCCUACGUUCCUGGCCAGCAGUGGGCCCUGAGGCCCAGGUCAUCAAAGAACAGAAACCUCGUGCCUUGUCUCUGGAGCGGGGAAGGAAUGAGGCGGCCAUGCUGAGCAUGGCUUUGCUGAAGAGCCUUCGAACCCAGGGGGGAGAACAA